Messenger RNA from Oncorhynchus keta (chum salmon), 2284 nucleotides. RefSeq names its product SPARC related modular calcium binding 1 (gene smoc1). Gene Ontology annotation, biological process: extracellular matrix organization. The transcript is spliced from 14 exons. Lineage: Eukaryota; Metazoa; Chordata; Actinopteri; Salmoniformes; Salmonidae. Gene Ontology annotation, cellular component: basement membrane. The record is from RefSeq and is a predicted model, not a curated record. The coding region runs from base 359 to 1897 and encodes 512 amino acids. Gene Ontology annotation, molecular function: protein binding; calcium ion binding; heparin binding.
GCAGCGAACGGUACUUUAACCUGUAGUCUACACAUCAGGAUGAUCAGCUGGUCAGCGCGCUGUGGAUCAAAUCUGUCACUAUGGUGACCGUCAGCGCAUAAAAGUCCAUUAUACCGGCGGCACUAUGUGAAUAUAGUGUAAAUAUUCUCUCAGCAUCUUGAAUAAGCAACUAAAGGAACAACUGUGGAGGAGAGGGAUUUUUUUUUUCGGGGGGGGGAAAGCUCUUUCUACCAUUUGGAACUUUUUUUGUUUGUUGGUGAAACGUGUUUUAGGCAUCAUUCCCAGUUGACUGAUAGUUUAAAGAACAAACUCAUUUACAACAAACUCGCCCCUCUUGUAGUCUCAACUGCGACAGUCAAUGAUGUUCAUCCGAAGCUUCGUUUUUGUAACUUUUUCUCAUUAUUUCGUACUUCUGUUGAUGUGUCAUCUCCCUCGGGCGUCCGCUCAGAAGUCCACCGGUCCACGGUGGCUGAUAGGAGACAGGGAGACCCACUGUGGAAUCAUCUGUUCAAGGACACAGGGCAAGCCGGUGUGUGGCUCUGAUGGACGGAGCUACGAUACCGGCUGUGACCUGCAGAGGGCGCGCUGCAAGGACCGUUCUCUGACGCUGGCACACCGCGGACGAUGUCGAGGUAAAAACUCGGUGAGGAUUGACCAGCUUCCAGUAGUUCCUGCUCCAACAUCAGUCUCAGAGGGGAAGAACCUGGAACUGGAAGACGGAGGCCAGUCUAAGUGCAGGCUGGAGAGGAAUCAGGCUCUGGAGCAGGCUAAGAGACCUCAGGAGUCCAUCUUCAUCCCAGAAUGCAAUGAGGACGGAACCUUCGCCCAGGUGCAGUGUCACACUCUGACAGGAUACUGCUGGUGUGUCACCACCGACGGCAAACCAGUCAGCGGUUCCUCCGUGCACAACAGGACCCCUGUGUGUUCAGGAAACUUCCGUGAAUUUAUGGGAACUCAUGCUGGGACAAGUGACAAGUUGUCAGGGUCAGUAACUGAUAAACCAUCUGGACCUCCUAGUUCCGGGAGAAAAGUCUCUUUCCGUUUCUUUCUCACUCUCAACCCAGAUGACGGCUCCAAGCCCACACCCACCAUGGAGACCCAAACACUACCAGAUGGGGAUGAGAUUACGGCUCCGACCUUGUGGAUCAAACAGCUGGUUUAUAAGGAGAGUAAACAGAACAGUUCCAGCACCAGGCGACCCGAGAAAGUUCCCUCUUGUGACCAGGAGAGGCAGAGUGCCCUGGACGAGGCCCGUCAGAACCCUCGUGAGGCCAUCUACAUCCCAGACUGUGGACCAGGGGGCCUCCACAAGCCUGUACAGUGCCACCAGUCCACUGGGUACUGUUGGUGUGUUCUGGUAGACACAGGGAGACCAAUACCAGGCACCUCUACCAGGUACCAGACCCCAGAGUGUGACAGCACGGCUCGUUCGAUGGUCUCCGACGUUGAAGAUCCUUUCCAGGGCCGAGACCUGACAGGCUGCCCGGAGGGUAAAAAAAUGGAAUUCAUUACCAGCCUUUUAGACGCCCUCACCACAGACAUGGUCCAGGCCAUUAACUCACCAACCCCCUCUGGUGGUGGGAGGUUGAUGGAGCCGGACCCCAGCCACACUCUAGAGGAGAGGGUGGUCCACUGGUACUUUACCCAGCUGGACAACAACAGCAGCCAUGACAUCAACAAGAAGGAGCUGAAGCCCUUCAAGAGAUACGUCAAGAAGAAAGCCAAACCCAAGAAAUGUGCCCGGAAGUUCACUGACUACUGUGACCUGAACAAGGACAAAGCCAUCUCACUUCUGGAGCUGAAGGGUUGUCUUGGGGUCAGCAAGGAGGGUAGUUCUGUGAGCAGCAUCAACCAAGGGACAAGGCAAGGGAUUAAUUUGUUCAGUAAGACCCACUAAUAUGCUUUCACUAACCUUAGCACCACCUUAAACCGCUGUGGACCGCUUCAAUAUAAUCCAUUAACCAUCCUUGUAUGUAAACCAAAUGUAUACCCUGUUGCAGUACUUAACGCAAGAUGCCCAACCUGUGUCGUUUGCAUCGAGUUACAACUUGUGUGGCUGCACAUUUCUUUGCUACUCAGCAAUGCAGGAUGGGUAUUUUGCCUUAGCUAAUUGUAGUUCUUGGGUUGGGGUAUAACUUAAGCUUUAGACUGGCUUCUGAUAUUGGUCUGCAGGCUUCUUAUUCAGAUGCACACAGCUUUAUGUUCUAGAUACACUUGGAGGUCUUUGCUUUUACAGUGAAUCGGUGAUUUCUCGGGAAAGUCCGUCAGGGAAACUUAUGUUUGU